This is a messenger RNA of Acanthopagrus latus (yellowfin seabream), 3528 nucleotides long. It is a transcript of the gene ap3m2, whose product is annotated as adaptor related protein complex 3 subunit mu 2. Gene Ontology annotation, biological process: intracellular protein transport; endocytosis. The record is from RefSeq and is a predicted model, not a curated record. The coding region runs from base 169 to 1425 and encodes 418 amino acids. NCBI's taxonomy places the organism in Eukaryota, Metazoa, Chordata, Actinopteri, Spariformes, Sparidae. The transcript is spliced from 9 exons. Gene Ontology annotation, cellular component: clathrin adaptor complex; cytoplasmic vesicle.
AUUUUAGACUGUCUCUGGAUUCUGAUUGGUUUUCCGUGCUCCUCAUCGCUUCUCACAUCAGGAUCCGUUCCACCUAACGGGAAGCGACGACUGCUGCUAAUCUUUCAGUGGGAAAACGGGUGAAAGGCGAGACGAAAACGUCAAAAAUUGCCUUCGCCUCCAGCCAACAUGAUCCACAGCCUGUUCCUUGUUAAUGCCUCGGGGGACAUUUUCCUGGAGAAGCACUGGAAGAGCGUGGUCAGCCGUUCUGUAUGUGACUACUUCUUUGAGGCACAGGAGCGUGCCACUGAGCCUGAGAACGUCCCACCAGUGAUCCCCACGCCGCAUCACUACCUUAUCAGUGUGCUCAGACAUCGCAUCUACUUUGUCGCAGUCAUCCAGAGCGAGGUGCCUCCACUGUUUGUCAUCGAGUUUCUGCACAGAGUUGUCGACACAUUCCAGGAUUAUUUUGGAGUGUGUACAGAAGCUGCUAUUAAGGACAAUGUGGUAGUGGUCUAUGAGCUACUGGAGGAGAUGCUGGACAAUGGCUUUCCUCUGGCCACAGAGUCCAACAUUCUCAAAGAGCUUAUUAAGCCCCCAACCAUCCUCCGCACAAUGGUCAAUACCAUCACAGGCAGCACUAAUGUUGGUGAGCAGCUCCCUACCGGCCAGCUGUCAGUGGUUCCCUGGCGACGCACCGGAGUCAAAUAUACCAACAAUGAAGCCUAUUUUGACGUGGUGGAGGAGAUCGAUGCCAUCAUCGAUAAAUCAGGCUCCACUAUCACAGCAGAAAUUCAGGGAGUCAUUGAUGCUUGUGUAAAACUAACUGGCAUGCCCGACCUCACUCUCUCAUUUAUGAAUCCUCGGCUGCUGGAUGAUGUCAGCUUCCACCCGUGUGUUCGAUUCAAGCGCUGGGAAGCUGAGCGGAUUCUCUCCUUCAUCCCCCCUGAUGGAAAUUUCCGGUUGCUCUCCUACCAUGUCAGCUCUCAGAACCUGGUGGCGAUCCCAGUGUAUGUCAAACACAACAUCACAUUCAGGGAGGGAAGCUCCCAGGGACGUUUUGACCUGACCCUGGGACCCAAACAGACUAUGGGAAAGGCUGUGGAAUCGGUUCUAGUCAGCAGCCAGCUCCCGCGAGGCGUCCUCAAUGCCAACCUCAACCCCUCCCAGGGAACAUACACCUUUGACCCAGUCACAAAGAUGUUGUCAUGGGAUGUUGGAAAGAUCAACCCACAGAAGCUUCCCAGCCUGAAAGGCACCAUGAGCCUGCAGGCUGGCGCCUCCAAACCUGAUGAGAACCCCAGUAUCAACAUCCAGUUCAAGAUCCAACAGAUGGCCAUCUCAGGACUGAAGGUGAAUCGACUGGACAUGUACGGUGAGAAGUAUAAACCUUUCAAAGGCAUUAAAUACAUGACGAAGGCUGGCAAGUUCCAGGUGCGGACAUAAAGACUACCACUCUGUGACUACUGGACCAAACCAUGAGACUGAGGGGCGAUCUGAUGGGAGAAGGGAAGAUUGUUCAUUCCCUUUGUAUAUGCAGUUCAGGAUUUACCUACAAACAUUGGAGGCUCCUUGUAGCAGUUAAAAAUGGACCACUGCACACUUCUGAAGUCAUCACAUCAAAGCUUUGAUGAGAGUUUGAACCAAGUGAUAUAAAACAUUCUCAUCUCCAUCCAAGCUGAACCCAGCUGAUCCCAGUACACAUUGCUCCUGAUAGAUACUGCACAGAUUAUGUCACUGAUCAUUUUUGGGGAUGCACCGAUUGUGAAAUUCAGGGUCGAUACCGAUGCCUAUUUAAAAAUACAAUUUGGCUGAUUCCAAUACAGAUGAUUUUUUUGUCAUUUAGUUAUUUAGUUUUUGGUUGAAAUGUAUUAAUCCUUUUGUGCCAGGAACCCAACAAAAUGUUCGAUGUAAACAAAUAACAACUGUUUUAGAUAAAUUUGAUUUCACAAAGUAAGGAAAGACACUUUAAUGUAGUUACAAGCAAAUUCCUCCUCACUGUCUAUUUUCCAAAAAAUACAUUUAUUUGCAACGUUUCAAUACUAGAUCUUCAUCAGACAAACUGUGCGGGAGUUUGCUUGCGACCUUUGGUCUACUUGUCUCCCCUCUACACAGCUGACACAUGAAAUAGAGCAACUUCCUAAUCAGUGAGAAGAAUUUUCCACAACUUGCAUAGCUUUACCAACUGAUGGCAGGGAUGUCACGAGCCAAUACUGAAUGAAUCUGCUAGUGCAAAACUGAUGUGACGCAUCAGAUAAACAUCGGCCACUACCAUCAGUGAAUGUCGUCUUAUUCUCCAGUAGGCCAAUCGCAAAUCACUAAGGUGAAUAUCGGCUAAUCUAAUGUCCAGCCAAUAUCUCGGUGUAUCCCUAAAAAUUUCACUCAGGAGAACAAACCAACCCCAUUAGAUGUUUUAUCAGUUUGUGUCAAUUCAGUCUCCAUCAAGUUUAGACACACACUAAAAAACACACCAGCCACAAUCUGGUUCUGUACCAUUUCAUCUGUAGGCAUCAGGUCUGAGAGUGAGCCGUCUUCCACACAGUAUGUCUAUGGCAUGUUUGCCUGGAUAGAUGUGUGCUGGUGACAGUUUUCCACCUUCCAAACAAGAGAUAUUGGAUUUUGGACCAAUACUAUAUUAGGAUGAGGCUCCCCAAUAAUAAGUUGUGAUGAAAUGAGCUGUACAGCAUGAAAGAAAUCCACUGUUUUCAAAUAUCUAGGGGCCUCUGCAAGUUAAGACACUAGCAUUGUCUUACAGCGCAGAAGGACCAAACUGAGUCAAGAAAAAAACAUGUUUCCACAAAAUGUGCUCCUAAAUGUUAGAGCAUUCACUCCUACAUUACUUUUCUCUAAUCCUUAAGCAGAACGAGUCCUCAUUGCAACCUACCAAUGAAAAUGAAUAUCUGUAUUUCUUAUCCUCCUUCUUCUCCUGUCCAGUUUUUUCUGGUUCCUUUCACUGCAGCCUCUUCUGUUUGCUUUUCUGUUUGUGCUCUUCUUCUCCUAGUCCCAAUGAUUUGUAAUUUUGUCUGCAGCACUGGAGUCAGCACACUGACAUAAGAGAAUGUGACACUGGAGCCGUCCUCAAUCAUGCACUUCUUCUGCUGGUACUAACAUUUCCUGAGAUAGAUGAGAGUUACUGAAGCUGUUUGAGCUAUUUAUUACCAAGAAGGUUUCUGGGAACAUUUAUUUUCACCUGUUUUAUUCAACAUAUUAUUUAUUUAAAAAAAAGGAACCCUAAAGAAGCUCGCUAUUGAACUAUAAAUUAUAGCUAUAUAUUGAUGCAAUUGGUGCUAAGUCCUUUGAUCCAAAUUAUCCAGUAGGAUUCCUUCACACCAUCACAACUCUUACAAUCAAAGAAACUGUAUAAUGUGCUUCUUAAGAUCUGUUUAACAACUGAAGAUUAAAAGGUUAUAUUCAGCGCUGUGUUAAAGGCCAGGUACCUCAGAAGAAACGUUGAAGGUUUGCAUUUUGUGUGUUUGUUAAACAGCCUCAAAUGGAGUGUUACAAUGUUGUAAAAAUAAAGAUUUGAUGUGUGUAACUUGUUGUAACUAA